Molecule: messenger RNA, 251 nt
Organism: Tauraco erythrolophus (red-crested turaco)
Lineage: Eukaryota; Metazoa; Chordata; Aves; Musophagiformes; Musophagidae
Source: RefSeq, a predicted model, not a curated record
GUGACCACGGCGUCAGGGACCAAAUGUUUCGCCGAGAGGGACAAAUGGAUCGAGAAUCUGCAGAGGGCGGUGAAGCCCAACAAGGACAACAGCCGCCGGGUGGACAACGUCCUGAAGCUGUGGGUGAUCGAGGCGCGGGACCUUCCUCCCAAGAAACGUUACUACUGCGAGUUGUGCCUGGACGACAUGCUCUACGCCCGGACCACCAGCAAGGCCCGGACCGACAACGUCUUCUGGGGUGAACAUUUCGA